Pyricularia oryzae 70-15 is the source of this 474-nucleotide messenger RNA. RefSeq lists its product as uncharacterized. Lineage: Eukaryota; Fungi; Ascomycota; Sordariomycetes; Magnaporthales; Pyriculariaceae. The record is from RefSeq and is a predicted model, not a curated record. Bases 77 to 298 code for a protein of 73 amino acids. The transcript has a single exon.
UCUUUUUUUUUUUUUUUUUCUCUCUGGCUCACGUGUGGGACCUGAAUUAUUGGGCACGAGUGCUUGGUCUCGGAAAAUGGCUUGCAGAUUUGAACGUUGGCAAAGAGCGGGCCACCCGAGCCCACAUUUUCCGCAAACUCUGUUUGACUUUUUCGUCCCAGAUUCUAUCCGUCUUCUUGGGGUGUUCUUUUGCGCUCGCUCAAUGGUUCGUGAUGCCCACCCAAAUCUGGUCUCAAUUUCUUUGGUUUGGGUGCGCCGCACCGAGAUUUCCCAUCCCGUCCUUCGAGUUCCACUAUAGGUGUCAAGUCGCAGCCGAUAAUCUCGUAUUACUGGGCGCAAAGGUAAUAAUUUUUUUUCAAGUGUUUUGUUUUUUUCCUGCUUUUCACCGGUCGGCCAAAAUGGAUUGCCCCAUCACCGAUGAUACAGUAAUCUUGUCCCUAAUUUCUUUAACGUUUUCCUUAUGGGGUCGGAUGG